Molecule: messenger RNA, 870 nt
Organism: Dentiscutata erythropus
Lineage: Eukaryota; Fungi; Glomeromycota; Glomeromycetes; Diversisporales; Gigasporaceae
Source: the annotation of a GenBank genome assembly
UAUCUAGAAGAUGUUCAGGAUCAAGAUAUUCGUCAAAAAUUGCAAGAAACUGUGGGUGUAGUAACACAAUUUCAGCAAGACAAUAGUGCAGAAAUGAUGAAUGAUUUACACUUAUUUAAUAAGUUCAGACCGCUAUAUGCAUUUACAACUGAAAUAAAACAACGUAUGCAUAGGAAAGUUAGAUAUGCAAAUGGUUUUGGAAAGAUUAAAAAGGCCCUUAAUUUGGUACUUGAUUUAAACUGUGAAGAUGAAUUUAUUGAUAUGGUUAAUAGUUUUAUUAAUCACAAGAAAACUACAGAAAAAACAUCACAUCACAGCUCUGGAAAUAGCGCCAUCAAUCCACUGGAUCCCAAUUUGUAUGUACGUAAUAAUACAAAUGAUGAAAGCGAAAUAGGUCUAUAUAGCUCCGAUUCUAUUGUUCAGAAAAAACGUGGACGUCUACCAAAAUCAGUAUCAGAAGAAAAGCUUAUCCAAAGUAGCUCAGAGAAUAGCAUAUUGAAUCUACCUGAUUCUGAAUUAAAUGUAUCAAAUGCAUGUACACAGCUGAUGCAAAUUUCACAACAACAAUAUGCACUUAGAAAUACUGUUCGUACUCUUAAUAACGAUAACAUUUAUGUCAAAGAAAAUAUUAGCAUAUCACGUGAUCCGGUGAUAUCACCAGCGGUUAUAGUUAGCAAAAUUCAUGGUAAUUGGUAUUUAGCAUCAAAAUUAGAAAAAGGAUCACACAACACUAUGAUGCAUAGCAUUUAUAAAGAUGCUAAAUUAGAUUUUAAAGAUUAUUGUAUUACUAAUCAUUCUAUGCAAUCUACAGGUAUUCAUAAUCUUGUAGAAUUAGGUAUUACAUUGGAUGAACAAAUGAUUUUUUCUUGA